UACCCCACCACAAAUUCCCAAGCUGCCACAACCCAACCAACAAACCUACCGUUCACAUCACCAUACAUGAUCAUACCAUCACAUUACGAUCGCAUCCUGCACGUCUACGACGCCUGAACUUCGAUUUUAGGGCAAAUCAACUUCACGAGCUGAGAGAUCAUGGCCGACGCCGAUUUGGAACAGAUCCGCAAAGCUCGCCUCGAGCAGCUCAAAGCACAGCAAGGAGGUGGAUCACAGGGAGGAGCAUCAGGCGGACACAACGAAGCUGAAGCACAGAGACAGCAAGAAGCCGAAGCCCGCCAAUCGAUCCUGAACCAGAUCCUGCAUCCCGAGGCCGCGGACCGACUGGGCCGCAUCCGACUGGUCAAGGAGUCGCGCGCCGCCGACAUCGAGAACAGACUGAUCACGCUCGCGCGGACAGGCCAGCUGCGGCAGAAGGUCACCGAGGCGCAGCUCAAGGAACUCCUGGCGGCCGUGGCGGAGAAUAAAGAGGAGGAGAAGAUUGUGGUGAAUCGAAGGAAGGGAUGGGAUGAUGAGGAUGAUGACUUGUUGGAUUUGUGAAGUGGGGGGAAGCAACACUGGUAGCAAGGGAGAGAGGCUUGGGGCACUGAAUACGUGAAAGAACCAAGGAGAGAGAGCGCAUAGCAAGGAUGACCUCGAUCGGAAACAAGACAUAUUUGGUUGGCAGCUUCGCUUCGCGAUGAACAAGAUUGCAUGGCAUGGCGUUUCUUUGGGGAUGGAGGGACUUUUCGGUCAGGGGGGUAUUAUCUCCAAGUCUAUCUAUCUGAUUUUAUCAUUAC
Messenger RNA from Xylaria bambusicola, 800 nucleotides. Its product is annotated as double-stranded DNA-binding domain-containing protein. NCBI's taxonomy places the organism in Eukaryota, Fungi, Ascomycota, Sordariomycetes, Xylariales, Xylariaceae. The coding region runs from base 160 to 561 and encodes 133 amino acids. The record is from RefSeq and is a predicted model, not a curated record. Gene Ontology annotation, cellular component: cytosol; nucleus. The transcript has 4 exons. Gene Ontology annotation, molecular function: DNA binding.